CAGAUUGAGGUAAGCAGCCCACCACGUGUGCUCUGGUAUCGCAACAGAACCUCCGGCUGGGGAAGUAAGCAGUUCUCUGGUCAAUAAGUUUCUGUGUUUAAGGACGAGAUGUCUUUCCGAGGCGGCGGUGGAAGGGGAGGUGGCUUCAGUCGAGGUGGUGGUGGAGGCCGAGGUGGAUUUGGUGGCCGAGGUGGAUUUGGCGGCAGAGGAGGCGGCUAUGGAGGCCGGGGUGGUGGUGGGGGCUUCAGACAGGACUAUGGGCCUCCAGAGUACGUAGUGGGAUUAGGAGAGUUCAUGCACCCCUGUGAAGAUGACAUUGUAUGCAAGUGCACUGCAGAAGAGAACAAAGUUCCUUACUUCAAUGCUCCAGUUUAUUUGGAAAAUAAGGAACAGAUCGGAAAGGUGGACGAAAUAUUUGGACAGCUCAGGUGUUUUUACUUUUCAGUCAAACUCUCAGAAAAUAUGAAGGCGUCUUCAUUCAAGAAAUUACAGAAGUUCUAUAUAGACCCAGCGAAGUUGCUUCCCCUGCAGCGGUUCCUGCCUAGACCGCCGGGUGAGAAGGGUCCUCCAAGAGGCAGGGGGAGGGGUGGCAGAGGUGGCCGAGGAGACUGGGGUGGAGGCGGACGAGGGGGUCGUGGAGGUGGUUUCCGGGGUGGUCGAGGUGGUGGAGGAGGCUUUAGAGGAGGCUUUAGAGGAGGGAGAGGAGGAGGAGGAGGAGGAGGUGGCCGAGGUUUCAGAGGUGGAAGGUGAUGAAAAUGGGAAGUGAGACCUGCACUGUUAUGGUUCCAGUUUCUGCAUCAGCUGUUUGGCAUCAACGAGGCUGCAGCUCAUUUGUUGGUUUCUUGAUAUUUAAGAGAAAGUGUUUUACUAUUAGAGACGGUGACCAAAAACUAUUUUAAACUGCUUUUUUACUUUCACACUUUGUAUGAGCAGUCCAAUCAGGGAUGCCUGUGUUAUUAAGUGUUUUGGGAUAACUGUGACUUUUUUUACGAUUUUUUAAACAUAAUUUUUUUUUUUUUUUUAAUCUGGUUUUAUUUUUGGUUGUAGUCUCCUUUUUUUUUUUUUAAAUGUAUUUUUAAUUGAAACCGUUCUGCAUAUCGCAAUCUGUGAUGUUAGGAAGUACCAUUUCAGGUCCCAUUUUGGUCAAAUUUCUAAAGCAUUGUAUAUAACUUAGUUUUUUCAAGUUCCUUUCUGAAGUAAGUUUUACCUGGAAUUAUAUUGGCAAUAUUUACUAUUUGUACUGUACUGGGAUCUAAAACAAUAAACCCACCCAUUAAGA
Polyodon spathula (Mississippi paddlefish) is the source of this 1279-nucleotide messenger RNA. RefSeq names its product H/ACA ribonucleoprotein complex subunit 1-like. The transcript is spliced from 7 exons. Gene Ontology annotation, molecular function: box H/ACA snoRNA binding. Gene Ontology annotation, biological process: snoRNA guided rRNA pseudouridine synthesis; ribosome biogenesis. The record is from RefSeq and is a predicted model, not a curated record. Gene Ontology annotation, cellular component: box H/ACA snoRNP complex. NCBI's taxonomy places the organism in Eukaryota, Metazoa, Chordata, Actinopteri, Acipenseriformes, Polyodontidae. The coding region runs from base 109 to 750 and encodes 213 amino acids.